Molecule: messenger RNA, 774 nt
Organism: Exophiala oligosperma
Lineage: Eukaryota; Fungi; Ascomycota; Eurotiomycetes; Chaetothyriales; Herpotrichiellaceae
Exons: 1
Coding region: 1-774 (257 amino acids)
Biological process (GO): SREBP signaling pathway; protein processing
Cellular component (GO): Dsc E3 ubiquitin ligase complex
Source: RefSeq, a predicted model, not a curated record
AUGAACAAUGACAGCGCUCUGAACUCCGAGCGCAGUCUGCGCGUGGCCGACUCGAAGAAUGACUAUCUGCGGUCUCUACUCAGAACCCUCGACGCCAUCAUCUUCAUCCAGAUAGGCAUCACCUACCUAUCCGACAAUCUCACCCUCCUUUUGAUCCUCCGUGCCAUCUCACAAGUUGUCCAUGUCCAAUAUCGACCGACAGGACUGCAGCUUGCACCUGCGCUCUUCGUCAGUGCCGUGUGCUUCGUCUCACAUCUGUUCUGGACCCGAAGUGGCGUAAAACACACACAUGGGGGAUUGAUCAUUGACUUCGUUGGAGAACUUCCGCCCUCAAAAUUGAGGCUGCUAUUGUUAGACGUCGUGGUUUUGGUUAUGCAACUCCUCAUGCUGGUCGUGGGUUAUCAAAAACAACUCGCUUUAGGCCACGCGCAACCACAACCCGAUGCAAGCCCACGACAGGACAUUGAAGCCGAGGAAGAAGGGCGGCUUACGUCGAGUGUCCGGGAAUCGCAAGCAGACGGUGAAGAGGAGGGUAUAGAGUUACAAAGUUUACUACCUAAUGGUGCUGAAGUGGAGCAUGGCUCAUCAACACCUCCGAGGAAACCAACCACUGAAGAAGCCGAUUUGAUCGUGCUGGAUAUGAAGGCAGGAUUGACUGCUCUUUUCAGAAAACCACUGCAGCCCAAUUCACAUGCUGUGGAAGAUCCCGCAAUGCGUGCCGGGUUGGCAAAUGUCCUAUCUCGAGUUGCUGCUGCUCAUGCGCGGGCUACGUGA